GUCGGCGUUAUCGCUGCAAUGGCGGCUGCGGACGAGGGCGGCAGUGUGUGGCUCGGUCGGAAGCGUUCAGUCUCUACCUCGGAGCGGGCUGGGACGCUCCCGUGUUUCGUUCCCGAGCAGGCGCGCGGCGCCGGGACCGCGUCUUCGCUCAGUAGCGCCGAGACGUGGCCGCUGAAGCGCUACGGCCGCUUUGUCUCCCCGGGAGACCCACCCUGUGGGGCGGGAGCUUCGGUUUCUUGGAAGGUUUUGGAGUCAAAUGAAGAAUCAGGCCAUCUUAUUCUCACCAUUGUUGUAUCUGGACAUUUCUUCAUUUCCCAAAGACGGGCAGUACAGGAAGGUUUUUCAUUAAUUGAUGCCCACAAAUGGUUGAAGAUAGUAAGAAGAGCAGAUUGUCUGUUGUUUGGUUCAAAGUUAAAAAAUGAAUGCCGCAUGUUUCGUAUUCAGUUUGGUGGAGAUUCAAAAGAGCAGGCGCUGGAACACUGCUAUAAUUGUGUGCAGAAACUUGCAGACUAUGUAACAGUUCAGGUAACAGAUGAGCAAAGCCAAGAGCUGCACCAAGGUCAUAGUCAGCUGGCUAACAGUGAAAGUCGAGUGAAGGACUUUGAACAAAACACAUCGAUGCUGCAUGGACCAAGUCACAUUAUAGAUAAGCCUCCAGCCCAGUCAUGCAGAAGCUUUCCAGAGAGACAGAGAUCCGUGACAGAGCUGGCACAGUCUGUGCUGAAAUCCUCAACAUUUGCGCUCCCCCUUGCAUAUCAGCAUUCUGUGUGGAGUGCUGAAGAAUUAGGACCUUUUAUUCACCUAUGUCUCAUGGAUCAGAACUUCCCAGCAUUUGUGGAAGAAGUGGAGAAGGAGUUGAAAAAACUGACAGAAGGUUGAGGAAAUGUUAAUACAGUAUUUCAGGUAAUAACAAGUAGAGUGGAUACAAAUUUGAGAAAGUCUAGGUUAUUUUUGGUCAGUGUUUUAUUUUUAAAAACAGGUGAAUCCACUGUUUAUACAUCAUUGCACUUCAACAAAUACACAGAACACAAGUUCAUGCAUCUACAGUUAUGCACGGCAUGAGAACCCUGUUAGGUCUGUAAUUCUACAAUCAAUCUUUAAAUGAACAUGAGAAAUUACAGUGUCAAACUGAAGAGUAUUACUAGUUGCAUAGAAUAUCACCAUGCUGUAACAUUUCAACAUCAUUUAAAACAAAAAAGUAAAUUAUAAAAGUUGCCUGAAUUGAAUGUACAAGAAUAUGUUGAACACAUCAGUGCAAAAGGAUUUGAGAAUUUACAUGAUUUAACAAAAAAAAAAAAAAAUCACUUAAAAAGCAAUCAUAUAUAUAUAUAUAUAUUUAUAAACUGAAGUUUGUACUACAAUUCAUCACCACUUGUUGGACUGUUCCAGCUUUUAAAGUCUUUGAUUACAGGACACCCAAAUCUUUCUAUAUAGGUUAAGCCCUUAAAAUAAUUUCAAUUUAUAUUACUCCUCUUUAAGUACCAGAACAGUAUAAUUCUCUCAUCUCUCAGACAUACAAUAUAAGGAAUGAAUAUCAGCAGCUUAAAAAUGAAACACUUACUGUAUUUUGGUUUUCCUCUUCCCAAAAAAUAUAAAUAUAUACUGUAUAUAUUUUUAGGUUUUGCUGUACUUUACAAAAAGUUAUCACUAGAUGGCAGCAGUGCAUUUUAGAGCUUUGCCAAUUUAACAGCUACAUUAAGAAAGUAAAAAAUGGCGCAUGCAUGAUUUGACUUUACUUCUAAUGUUUAAAUACCUUAAGGGAAAAAAGCAACAUUCACAGCACAUCAAGCCCAAAAUAGUUUACACCUUCUACACUGAAGCAUUGUUAAAAUGUGUCUGGGUACGUCAUCCUUACAGGACAGGCUAAAUAAGGCAUGCUUUUUUAGACAGUCAUAUUGUUGCUCACUUGAAAGGAAAAAUCAAAUA
Mauremys reevesii (Reeves's turtle) is the source of this 1926-nucleotide messenger RNA. It is a transcript of the gene REC114, whose product is annotated as REC114 meiotic recombination protein. Bases 19 to 879 code for a protein of 286 amino acids. The record is from RefSeq and is a predicted model, not a curated record. NCBI's taxonomy places the organism in Eukaryota, Metazoa, Chordata, Testudines, Geoemydidae. The transcript has 6 exons.